Messenger RNA from Oncorhynchus tshawytscha (Chinook salmon), 2913 nucleotides. RefSeq names its product polymerase (DNA directed), eta (gene polh). NCBI's taxonomy places the organism in Eukaryota, Metazoa, Chordata, Actinopteri, Salmoniformes, Salmonidae. Gene Ontology annotation, biological process: response to radiation; error-prone translesion synthesis. The transcript is spliced from 10 exons. Gene Ontology annotation, molecular function: DNA-directed DNA polymerase activity; damaged DNA binding. Bases 229 to 2583 code for a protein of 784 amino acids. Gene Ontology annotation, cellular component: replication fork; nucleus; site of double-strand break. The record is from RefSeq and is a predicted model, not a curated record.
UUAUCUAAUUUGUUUCCUUCGCUAUUUAGCUACAGUAAUAUCUUAACGUUGUGUGUUUCAAGCUACAUAUUUGACAUUUAGCAAUCUAGAUAGCUAUUAGAUAGGCUAACUAACUAACUUAUAUAUAAUGUACGUCUGUAGCUUUAUCUAGCUAGCUAACAUGCAUUCUACCAUAACAAUUCGUUUUUAACUUCCAGUGCUGUCCAGUCGUUCCGCAUCUCUUCUGGAAUGGAUUAUGGGAAGGAGAGGGUUGUGGCGUUGGUGGAUAUGGACUGUUUCUACGUGCAAGUGGAACAGAGGCUGAACCCAGCGCUGAAAAACACACCGUGUGUGGUCGCACAGUACAAGACAUGGAAGGGAGGCGGUAUCAUAGCUGUGAGUUAUGAGGCCAGGGCCCAUGGUGUCACCAGGAACAUGUGGGCAGACGAUGCCAAGAAACUGUGCCCAGAUCUCCAGGUUGCAAGGGUCAGAGAGUCACGUGGGAAGGCAGACCUCACCCAUUACCGGGAGGCGAGUGUACAGGUGUUUGAGGUGAUGUCACGCUUCGCUGUGCUCGAGAGGGCCAGUAUUGACGAGGCCUACAUGGACCUGACUGCUGCGAUACAGCAGAGAUUGAAAAGCAUGACUGACCAGCAGGUAGACCCUCAGCUCCUGAAGACCAGCCACGUCCAGGGCUACCCACGGGCUCCUCUUGACCAGGAAGAGGCAGCACAGGACACCACAAGUGAUAAAGAAGAGCGAAGGUCCAGUGGCCUGCAGCAGUGGCUGUCCUCUGUGUCAGGCGGCUCUGGCUGUGCAGAGCUGCAGUUGGCUCUGGGGGCUGUGAUCGUCGAGGAGAUGAGGGCUGCAGUGGAGCAGCACACAGGCUACCGCUGCUCGGCAGGGAUAUCCCACAACAAGGUGCUGGCUAAACUAGCCUGUGGUCUGAACAAACCCAACCGCCAGACACUCCUGCCAUUAGGCUCUGUUCCAGAGCUCUUCAACUCACUUCCCAUUGGCAAAAUCCGAAACCUGGGGGGUAAGCUGGGGGCGUCCAUCACAGAGACCCUGGAGGUAGAGAACAUGGGGGAACUAACCCGCUUCUCUCAGGCCCAGCUGGGACAGCACUUUGGAGACAAGACUGGCCAGUGGCUGUAUGACAUGUGUCGGGGGAUUGACUUUGAGGCAGUGAAGCCCAGACAACUCCCUAAAUCCAUCGGCUGCAGCAAGAACUUCCCUGGGAAGACAUCUCUCACUACCAGAGAGAAGGUGCAGCACUGGCUCUAUCAGCUGGCUCUGGAGCUGGAGGAGAGACUGACCAAGGACAGAGAGCUGAAUGGUCGUGUGGCUAAGCAGUUGACUGUGGGUGUAAGGCAGUUGGGUGAUAAAAGGCCCAGCAGUUUCUCUCGGUGCUGCUCAUUGGCACGCUACGACGCCACCAAGAUCUCCUCGGACAGCUUCGCAAUCCUCAAGAGUCUCAACACAGCAGGGAACCAUCAGGCAGCAUGGACUCCUCCCCUCACCAUGCUCCACAUUUCGGCUAGUAAAUUUAGUGAUUCACCCUCUGCCGGGGCCGGAGGAAUCUCCAGCUUCCUGUCCAGUGAUGUCACUUCCACCCAGGCCUCCACUCAGUCUUGCUCAAAGGACUCCACCCCCAAGAGACCCGGCGCCAUCCAGUCCUUCUUCCAAAGAUCUGCAGAGAAACAGAGGAAGGAGGGAGAGGAAGAAGAGAAUGAUAGGGGCUAUGGAACCUUUGUCCCGCCUUCCUCUUUUCCUGUGUCUUUCUCUGUAGUAGAGAGGAGUGUGUCUGAGAAAAAAACAACAACCUCAACUGUCUCUAGUACAUCUUGUCACUCUUCUUUUGUUGUCAGUUCAUCAGCCAGCCCCUAUACUGGCAUCACUUCCUUCUUUCAGAGGAAGACACUUGGGAGAAACCAGCAGCCCGUAACCGCAGCCUCACACAGCGACAAUCUCGCAACAGGCAGAACAAGAUGUUCCACAGUAGGAUAUGAUACAAUAGGGAGUGUCCAACUUUUAACAGACACAGUUGGGUGUGAAAUAGCAGGAAGUUACACAGCUCCGGGAGCUGAAAUAUGUGACGAGCAGACUGCGAAUGCAAAAGGACAACACACUAAACACACUCAACUCACUAGUUCAAACCAAGCAAAGGAGCAAUCUCUGGGGUCUGGGGAGGGAACUUGUACUCUAUCAGAGGAAAAACAGUCUGUGGGGUCAGACUUGCCCUACUAUCCCCCUUCUGACCUGCCUCAGUGCCUGGCCAGUGUGGCCAAAGAGGACCUGCUGACCUGUGAGUGCUGUGGCCAGGACGUGCUGGCCUGGGAGAUGCCUGAACAUAAUGACUACCACUUUGCCUUGGACCUACAGAACUCUUUCUCCUCUACAAGCACAACCACCAACACCUCUCUUCAUUCCUCCUCUUUUUCCUCUGUUUCAACUGCCUUCUGCCCCCCUCUCAGGGCAGGCGCCCUUCAGUUGUCCCGGGGGAAGACGCGGGCCAGAGGCCAGUCAACACCCCAGCCUAAACGGCCCCGCUCCCAAGGUGGUAGUACUGGUACGCUGGACUCCUUCUUCAAGAGGAGCUGAGGACAACGUGGAGGAAAAGAAGAGACGGACCAUGAAAGGAGGUAGAGAAUCCACUGUGCUGGACUGGUUACUUUUGCUGAUGCUAUUUAAACUGACCAACAAUAUUCACUGCCAAAACAAUUUAUGCGAUUGUAUGGUGAGAUGCUGUUUUAUUGUAAUAGCAAUUGUACAGAAUAAAUAUUUUUACCUAUAGAAAAUGAACAUAUUGUAUGAUAGUUCUACAGAUAUUGGUAAAGCCAUACUUUCCUGGAGGUCCUCUUUCAAGGCAUAUGUUGUCUGGAGAAGCUUGUAUAUUUCUGUGAUCGUGUUUCCAUUAAACAUUGAAAAUAG